GAAUCCUGCUCUCCCUCCGGGGAUGUCCCCGAGCCCCGGCGCUCCGCCUUUGAGCCGGCCGGGAGCGGCCAGGAGAAGCUGGACUUCAACAGGAACCUGAAGGAAGUGAUGCCAACCAUCGAGAAGCUGCUGGCCAGUGACUGGAAGGAGCGGCUGCUGGGCCGGAACGCGGCUGAAUCCAAGGAAGUGAAAGGAACGCAGGAGAGCCUGGCGGAGAAGGAGCUGCAGCUGCUGGUGAUGAUCAACCAGCUGUCCACGCUGCGGGACCAGCUGCUGACGGCGCACUCGGAGCAGAAGAACAUGGCCACCAUGCUCUUCGAGAAGCAGCAGCAGCAGAUGGAGCUGGCACGGCAGCAGCAGGAGCAGAUCGCCAAGCAGCAGCAGCAGCUCAUCCAGCAGCAGCACAAGAUCAACCUCCUCCAGCAGCAGAUCCAGGAGCCCGUCGGGAUCGACUCCUCCCCGGUGAAGGAGCGGAUGGAGGAGACCCCCGGCCACCGGCUGGACGAGGCUCUGCUGAGCUGUGAGAUGGACGGCUCCCGGCACUUCCCGGAGUCCAGGAACAACAACCACAUCAAGCGGCCCAUGAACGCCUUCAUGGUGUGGGCCAAGGACGAGCGCAGGAAGAUCCUGCAGGCCUUCCCAGACAUGCACAACUCCAGCAUCAGCAAGAUCCUGGGAUCCCGCUGGAAAUCCAUGUCCAACCAGGAGAAGCAGCCCUACUACGAGGAGCAGGCACGGCUGAGCCGGCAGCACCUGGAGAAGUACCCGGACUACAAAUACAAACCGCGGCCCAAGCGCACCUGCAUCGUGGAGGGCAAGCGGCUGCGCGUGGGCGAGUACAAGGCGCUGAUGAGGAACCGGCGCCAGGACGCCAGGCAGGGCUACUUGAUAGGGACGGCGACGCCGGGGACGAUGGGCACUCGGUGCCCGAGGGGGACAUGUACCGCUACAGCGAGGACGAGGACUCGGAGGGCGAGGACAAGAGCGACGGCGAGCUGGUGGUGCUGACGGACUGAGGGGACACAGGGGGACAGUGGCAGGGCUGGCUGACACCUCUGGGUGUGUCCUGGUGUGGUGCCACGUGCCCACACGGAGCUGCCCACCUGGGAUUUUGGGUGGCAAGGACUGGCUUGGCCUUGCUUUGGUGGCACGUGGAGCCGAGGCCAGCGAGCCUGGAGAUCUGGUGACACUGUGGCUGCUGCGCUGUCACCCCUGAGGGGACCUGAGGCUCUCGGGCUGUAGGGAACCCCCAGAGCAUCUCCAGCCCUGCAGCACCUGUGGGUCAUGGAGAGCCUCACCUGCUGCACUGCUGGGCACGGGAUGGGGACACAGAAUGGGGACAGAGAAUGGGGACACAGGACAGGGACACGGGACAGGGACACAGGAAGGCACACGGGAUGGGGACACAAGACAGGGACACAGGACAGGGACAUGGGAUGGUGAUACAAGACAGGGACACAGGACAGGGACACAGGACGGGGACACAGGACAGGCACACGGGAUGGAGACACAGGACAGGGACAUGGGAUGGGGACACAGGACAGGGACACGCUGGUCCCUCCUCUAUCCUGGUGUGACCUCCCCUCCGCGUUUCCCGCUCGCUCUUUGGCUCCUGCCAGCGAAUUCCCACCGAGCCAAUUUUAGCUCCAGCCUGGCCCCAGCUCCAGCCAAAGGCUCCUCAGGGCUCUUUGUGCUGCCGGCAGCUCUGGCCCAGUUUGGGAAUAAAGCAGGGGCUGUUCCUGCCCUGCCAGCCCUCCCUCGGGGGGGACGUGCCCGCCUGUGCUCGGGCACCUGGCACUGCAGCCUGGGCUGCACCUGAGCCCUGAGGGGUGAGAGGGAGGGACAAGGAACGGCUGUGAGCGGAAAGGAGUGAUGAGAAAAAAUGAGCUUGGUGUGGUCAGAGCCUGCUCCGGGGGCUGGGGUGUGGCUGGGCAGGGGGGUGUCCAGGUGAGAGUUGGAGGUGUCCAGGUCCAGGUGAGUGGCA
Molecule: messenger RNA, 1984 nt
Organism: Zonotrichia albicollis (white-throated sparrow)
Lineage: Eukaryota; Metazoa; Chordata; Aves; Passeriformes; Passerellidae
Source: RefSeq, a predicted model, not a curated record